CGGAAGUUCUAGCACUUUCUGGCAUGUCUCGAAAGUUGUAGACCGAUGUUGUUAUGUUUCACAACGUUUUCACCCGUACCCCCAGUAUUUCAAGCUUGACAUGCACCAUCGUCUUGCAUAUCUUACGAAGAUUGCAAGGUGUAUAGAACUACGCAGUUUGAUUCGUGUUCAUCAAACAGUGGGUGAUUGAACAAAAUCCAGAACUACUCGCAACGUGAACGGAUUAACUGACUUUCGUUUCGACUGACUUCCUUCGUAAGUCUUUCAUAUCUUUAGACUACUUUUUGACAGCCACUCACCCACUGUCAGGCACUGAUUAAAUCAGCAGAUCAGGCGGGCAUUGCUCUCAAGAACCACUGAAAUAUUUUAUCACUAUUUCUACGGUAAAACUAAAAGGGUGCCUGACGGCCCUUGGCCUUGACUUAUAAAUGAUGGGGAAGGAUUAUUAUUCUAUUCUUGGACUUCCCAAAGGAGCCUCUGAAGACGAAAUUAAAAAGGCUUAUAAAAAAAUGGCCCUGAAGUAUCAUCCAGAUAAAAACAAGUCUCCAGGUGCAGAGGAUAAAUUCAAAGAAGUCGCCGAAGCAUACGAUGUUCUAUGUGACAAGGAUAAGAAAGAAAUCUAUGACAAAUAUGGUGAAGACGGUUUAAAACGUGGAGGAGGGGGAGGAGGAGGAGGACCUGGUAACUUCUAUACUUUCACCGGUGACCCACAUGAGAUGUUCAAGGACUUUUUUCGAGGGGCUGACGAUUCCAAGUUUUUCUUUGGAGGUGGUGGACCUGGCAGAGGCUCACAAUCAUUUUUUGGGGGGGGACAUGAAGAUAUGGAUGUUGACGAUUUGUUCGGCUUCGGGUCACAGAGAACUGGCCAUGGGGGACCAGCAGGGUUUAGUCAGUUCAACACAUCGUCACACGGAAUGGGUGGAGGACGAAAGCGACAAGACCCGCCCAUUCAGCGUGAUCUUCAAGUAUCAUUGGAAGAAAUUUAUAAUGGAACGCAAAAGAAAAUGAAAAUUAAACGUAAGAUACUGAAUGCUGAUGGACGUACUACGAGACAAGAAGACAAAGUUUUAACAAUUGAUGUAAAGAAAGGAUGGAAAGCGGGAACAAAGAUAACUUUUCCCAAAGAAGGAGAUCAAACCCCAAACAAUAUACCAGCUGACAUUGUAUUCGUGAUAAAGAAUAAGCCCCAUCAAGUUUAUGUUCGAGACGGCAGUGAUAUCAAGUACAAGGCAAAGAUAACUUUGAAAGAGGCACUUUGUGGUACUGAAAUCCGGAUUCCAACAAUAGAUGGCCAAGUCCUCCCUGUUAAUAUCAAGGGAGUAACCAAACCAACAACAGUGAAGCGAAUCCCAGGUCAUGGUCUUCCGUUACCGAAACAGCCAACAAAAUGUGGUGAUUUAGUUGUGGAAUUUGAUAUCUGUUUCCCAGAUCACCUGUCUCCGGAAGCUAAUCGAAAAAUGGCUCAGUAUCUUCCAUAAACAUUUACACUGGCUUUGGUCAAAUAGUUUCAUGUCUUAGGGUACAUGGGUCAUGACAUUGAGCUAGUGGGACAGUUUUGAUCAAUCGCUGGCUAAAGGACUGCCUGGACUAUUAUAAAAGACCAUAGUAUGUUAUAUUUUGUCACAUAUGUAAAUCUGAUUUGAAUUUGGCAUGUUACUAGUCUUACACAGUGGUUGUUUUGGCUUGAAUGUAGGCUCUUAUUUUGCUUCGUUUAUAGGUGGUUCUCAUAGAACGAAUGUAUGUCAGAGAUUACCUUUAAAUACAUGUUUGUCUGAUCUGUUGCAUUGGACUACAAAAUAUGGAAUAAAACGCUCAACUUGUAGGCAUUAGUAAUAAGUGUAUGGAAAAAAAAAUUACAAGUGAGCCCACAUGCUCGUACUGGAGUGUAGGUCAUAUGUAGAUGUGAGGUAUGCUGGAAUGUUCUCGGCUCACAUUGAACAUCUAUAAUUGAGAGAGUGCAGGUGAAUACUGGAUGAUAUGUAGCAGGCUUAUAAAUACAUCAGUACCUUCAAAACAGCUCGACUGACUUGGUCACCUGACUAAAAAUGUAACCUUCUGCCCCAAUGUAAUUCUCUUAGCAUGUCCAGGCCACAGUGUGUUUCAAGAUGCCAAAGCUUACUCAAUGAUUCAAUGUAUUGCUCUUGGUGUUGUAUGUAGGCCUAACCCUUUUAGCCAGAAAGACUACAUACCAGCGUAACUAAAUGCGAGAAUGCGACAUCAUGUCUCUUGACCCUGUCAACUGCUGCUCUUUAACUGAGGAAUAUGUACAGUCUAUUUGGUGUGCAUACAGACCAGACUCAAGAGUUGUAUCAUCCCUGAGUAAGGUGUAUAAACGUCAGAUUGUACAGCAAGUGUAGGUGGAAUUAAUUCUGGAAUUUUCAGUAAAGAGAUGUCUCUGGAAUUUUCUAUUGACAACGUUACAUGUUGGUGUAAUUACACUGCUAGAUAUUGCCGGAGGGAAGGAAAAAAUAUCUUUGUUACAUGUUCAAUCAGAAACAGAUCAAUCAAUAUUAAUUGCCUGUUUCUUAUUAUCAUGUAUCAGAAGGAAGAUAUUUUCUAUUGGGUCAGUGUUUUUGUGUCAUUUUUAAAUGGUUUGUUUGAGUCAUUUGGAAGAAUCAAGAAGAUUUUCAAAAAGAAUAAAGGGACUUGUGAACUACUGAAGAAUAUUAUGAAGCAUCCAAUAGAAAUUGCUGAUGUCCUUUACAUCUUUUUGAAAACAUAAUUUCGAAAAGAUAGGUCUGCAAUUUAACUCCGAGAAAAAGUUUAGAAACAUGCCUGUUAUUAAAUCUUAUUACUUAUAUGAUUGUUGAAACUUUAUAUUUUUUGUUUGUUUAUUUGCUACAUGCAUAUGUACAUUUUGCUUUCUGUACUUGCAUAGCAGAAGGAUAAAAUGGUGGAGGCAUAAUGCCGUUAUUUCAACGUGUCUUUCAACUUGUAUCGGGGGUGGGGGGAUCAAUUUGAAUUCAGGAAAUGUUGUGUGUAUUAUCAUGUAUGUGAAUCCUGUAAAUAUAUGUUUAGGAAAAUGAUAUUGGCGCUCAAAGCAAGGACCAAUACUACAUGGAUGAUUCAGCAAGAUGGUACAUGUACUGUAUGUUAAAAACUUUAAAAUAGUAAUUUUUAUAUUAUUGCCAUAUUAACCUGUUCAUUGAAUAUUUGCUGGGGAAAAUAUAAUUGGCGCUGAAAGGGUCAAUACUGUGUGUAAGAUUUAGCAACAUGGGAUGUUAAAAACUCGAAAAGCUGUCGUUUGAAUUGCAAUAAGCCAAUAUUAAGUUUGUAAACCCUGUAUAGCUUUACAAAAUAAAUGAUUCUGUA
Messenger RNA from Lineus longissimus, 3312 nucleotides. Its product is annotated as dnaJ homolog subfamily B member 1-like. Gene Ontology annotation, molecular function: protein-folding chaperone binding. The transcript has 3 exons. Gene Ontology annotation, cellular component: cytosol. The coding region runs from base 429 to 1478 and encodes 349 amino acids. NCBI's taxonomy places the organism in Eukaryota, Metazoa, Nemertea, Pilidiophora, Heteronemertea, Lineidae. The record is from RefSeq and is a predicted model, not a curated record.